Mesorhabditis spiculigera is the source of this 1236-nucleotide messenger RNA. NCBI's taxonomy places the organism in Eukaryota, Metazoa, Nematoda, Chromadorea, Rhabditida, Rhabditidae. The record is from the annotation of a GenBank genome assembly.
AUGGACUUUGCUGAAGAGCUGCUAGCCAGAAUCAGAAACGAAACCUCAUACGUAGACAACAAUAUAGCUUCCGGUGACCCGCGCCUUUCCGAAGUCGGGAACCGUCAACCAUAUAGAAUGGAAGACGGAUUCGACCUGACUGCUUUCUUGAUGCAAGACGACUUGAAGCCGACGGAAGAGGAACUCCUGCACAUUGGCCCGAUGGAUUUGGACCCGCUGGGAGGAGGCCAAGCAGCCAGGAGAGCUAAGGAAACCCCAGCACAACGAGCAGAACGAUUAGCGAAGGGGAGGGAAUAUAUGAGGCAAAAGAGGGCAAGAAUGCAGGCGGAAGGAGUGAAAGAGAAAGUAUAUCCGAGGAAACGAAUGACGAAGGAUGAAAUGGAAGAUGUUACCGAAGUAGAGAUGGAUCGAAGUGUCCGAUCAAGCUCAUCAACAAGCUCACGGCGUCAUGAAAAUCCCGAACAACGCGCUGCUAGACUUGUAAAACAACGCGAUUAUAUGAGGAAAAAGCGCGCAAUGAAAUACAAAGACGAGACUCCAGAAGAACGAGAAUCUCGUUUAAUUGAUAAUAGGGAGCGGACAAGGAGGCGGAGAGCCAAUGAAAAUGAGGAGCAACGGAAGAAGAGAUUGGAGCAGCAGAGGUUGUACUCACAAUUUAGACGAUCCCGGAUAUAUGAACAACGAGAUGGUCAAUGGAUCAAAGCAGAAACACCUAGCCAUAUUUCCGACACCCCGGGUUCUUCAGUCAUGAUAAGCCUUUACCCAGACCUUGCUCCAAGUACAAGCCGGCAUGGUAUCCCGGAUGGCCGCGAAUAUACAAUGUUAGGACUGGGCUUCAAAACCGUUUUGGAUUCCCAGGCAAGCGGCUCAUCUUGCCCUGUCGAGGACCCAAAGAAAACCAACUCCCGUAUACAGCAUCGCAGGGGCCAUACCAACAAUACUGAUGGUACCCUCGUCAUUGUCAACCCGGGUCCAGCAUUAAACAAUCAUGGCCAACAACAACAACAACAACCUCAACAACAACAACAACAGCAACAACAACAGCAACAACAACAGCAGCAGCAGCAGCAACAACAAACAAACGGGCAAUCAAAUAACGAGACCCCAAUUUCAUUAGAAGAAUUGUUCAACGGAAACCAGAUGACUAGUAGCGAUUAUCUGAAAACAUUCCUUCAAUCGGCACCUGGCCAUCCGGAUGCCCAAAUCAAUCUACUCCCGUCGAUUCAAUUGAACCCA